UUGUGUCACUUUCAAAAACGUCACAUUUCGUAGUCAAAAUUGCGGUAAAAUAGGAAAAAUGGACGAAUUUAUUGCAAAUAUUGUAAAAAUCCUAUCAAGUACCAUAAACGUUCGUAUAAUAUCCUUUCCUAGUUUCGCCAUAGAAUCCCUAUUGGCUUCUGUAGUUUGUAUUGUACAUUGUUUGUUAAUAUUCGAAGUUAACACUUUGGUGCGUAGGACAAACGCCAAAGCCGCAGCCAGAUUACGACUAAAACACCCAGUAAAAGAAUCGGAUAGUUACUCCUUGCACAGCAUAUUAACAUUGCAAGCCACGCAGGUGUUUCAUAAAAAACCCGAAGUUUUCCAAAGACCGCAAAUAUACAAGCCGACGAAUUCGAAAUUGCAAAGAAGAUACAAUCGCGAAAAUAACUCCUGGCUGUUAUCGAAGGGCGAUUCUAUAUUGAGGCACACAUUUUCAGAUAGAGUUGACCAUUUACUAUCGAUAUCCCCCAGUGAAUACAUACGUAGAGACAAGGAAAGGAAAAAUCGCGAACAGGGGAUUCAAUCGUGCAUUCAAUCAUUAACCACUCUACUAGAAAAGGCUUUGAACAGCGAUGGCGGUGUAACCUUCCAAUCCAUGUCGAAAGAAGACAUCAAGAAAAGCAUAAACGCUUUAAGGGAAAACUUCGAAAGUGAACUAAACAGUAAUAGUUUACUCGCAGACUUUCCACCGCCGAGUUUGCAAAGCAUGAUAGAUUAUAAUGCCGCAAAGCGGGCUCUAAAAAGUUCCGUAUACCCCGAUCAACACAUUCCUUCGAUAUAUCGCUGUUCAAACAUGAGUUUAUCAAAAAGUAAUCACGACACUAAAGUAACAAGGCACCAAGGCGGUGAAGACGCAAAUCAACAUUCCAAUGAAAAAAUCAUCGCUGUAAAGUCCAGCCAGUCUCUUAGCGAACUUUUCCGAAAGCAAUCCAGCGAAUCUUUCGGAAGCGAUAAAAGACAAUCCAGAGGAAUUUUAGUAAAUUAACGAACAUAAUCUCCCAAAUUACUCGUGACAUGGUUUUUGGCGGUUUGUAUUGUCCCAGUACCGUUUCAAUGUAUCAGAAUAAAUUUUCAUAUACGCAA
This is a messenger RNA of Dendroctonus ponderosae (mountain pine beetle), 1104 nucleotides long. RefSeq lists its product as uncharacterized. Lineage: Eukaryota; Metazoa; Arthropoda; Insecta; Coleoptera; Curculionidae. The transcript is spliced from 3 exons. The record is from RefSeq and is a predicted model, not a curated record. The coding region runs from base 59 to 1006 and encodes 315 amino acids.